AUGAACGGAUUCGACAAGCUCCAAUACGAAGAACACCGUCUCAAAGAAUGGCAUUCCCUACCACACUCCGCCAACCGCAGACCACCAACAUCCUACUCUCCAGAGCACACAAUCCCACCACCAACACACUCUUACGAACUAUCCACUCUCGACAAACCAAAUACCAAACGUAACCGGUUUAUACUCAUACUAGCCAUAUCGGCUAUCGUAGUGCUGGGUGUUGUGGCCGUUAUAUCGGUAGGCACAGUCAAGAAAUGGUGGGGGAAUACCAGCAGUCAGUCAAAUAUACAGCCUGAUCCGGCAUGGGUGGUUUCUGCGAUACCGAAUACCAGGACGUAUAAUUUCGUGGUGUCGAGUAUCACGGGAUCGCAGGAUGGAGUUGUCAAGCAAAUGCUUGUUGUUAAUGGACAAUACCCAGGCCCUCUGAUAGAAGCCAAUAUGGGAGAUCGCAUUAUCGUCAAUGUGCAAAAUAAUCUGGUUAAUGGGACUGCUUUACAUUGGCAUGGAUUACAUCAGAAUGGAUCUAACUGGAUGGACGGUACUGUCGCAGUAACGCAAUGUCCUAUACCGCCUGGUGGCAAUUUCACGUAUGAUUUCACGGUUCCGGAUCAGUAUGGUACCUUUUGGUGGCAUGCACACGCCAGCACCCAAUACAACGACGGCAUAGUCGGCCCCCUCAUAAUCCACUCCCCCUCCGACCCACUCCAAAACACAUACGACAAGGACGUCGUAAUCCUCCUCACAGACUGGUACCACGAUUUCUCUCAAUCGCUCGUCGCUACUUACCUCACAACCGGCCUCCCAAACAACCCAUCCGCCGAACCAGUACCCGACAAUGGUCUUAUUAACGGACAAAACAUAUUCAACUGCUCGAGUAAUCUAGCGAGAACGUGUAACGGUGGUGGAAGUCGCGCGGCAUUUAAUUUCUUACCGGGGUUGAAAUAUCGGCUGAGGUUGAUUAACGUGGGAGCGUUUGCGGAUUUCAUGUUUAGUGUUGAUGGACACGAGUUGAGUGUUGUGGAGGCUGAUUCGACCGUUGUGAAUCCAGUUGUGGUGCAUCGGGUGCCGAUACAUGUUGCGCAGAGGUAUUCGGUAAUUCUAACAACAAACCAGCCCUCUUCUGCCUACUGGAUCCGCGCAUCCAUGACCCAAUCCUGCUUCAAAUACACCCCGUCAUGGCUAAACCCAAACAUCCUCGCCAUACUCCGGUACUCGACAGUCGACUCCUCCACCACACCAACAUCCCUCGACUGGAACGACGAUACGUCGUCUCAACCAUCAUCGUGUAUAGACCUCUCACCAUCCAUGCUGGUCCCCACAAUCCCGAAAACACCGCCGGUAGCUACAUCGCGGUAUAAUCUCAGUAUCUCGUUUACGAAUGCGGGUAAUGGAGCAACCACAAACAGGGGUUUCAUAAAUGGGAUGACGUGGACGCCUUAUAUGAAUACGAGUAGUCUGGCGCUUGCGAAUGUGGGUGGAUUGGUUAGUACGAGUACGAGUUAUGUCGAGACUGUGGGGAAUGUGACUGUUGCUGAUCUCGUGUUGAAUAAUCUUGAUGUUGGUGCCCACCCAUUCCACAUGCACGGCCUCCCGCUCUACAUCCUCGCCAUGGGAUCCGGCCUCUUCACAGGCGCGACACCAACCAAUAUCACUAACCCGUUGCGGCGCGACACGGUAGUGCUUCCAUCUAACGGGUACGCGAUUGUGCGAAUCAUAUUCGACAACCCGGGGAUAUGGACGCUGCAUUGUCAUAUCUCGUGGCAUAUGAGUGCUGGCUUGCUGAUGCAGUGGCAGGUGCUGCCGAGUGUUGUGAGGGGGUGGAGCAUUCCGAGUGCGGUUGGUGCGUUGUGUAAGAGCGCUGGGGUUGGAGGUGCGCUUACGGGAUAA
Messenger RNA from Synchytrium microbalum, 1887 nucleotides. RefSeq lists its product as uncharacterized. Gene Ontology annotation, molecular function: copper ion binding; oxidoreductase activity. The transcript is spliced from 6 exons. The record is from RefSeq and is a predicted model, not a curated record. NCBI's taxonomy places the organism in Eukaryota, Fungi, Chytridiomycota, Chytridiomycetes, Synchytriales, Synchytriaceae. Bases 1 to 1887 code for a protein of 628 amino acids.